AACCCCACCUUUGAAGUCUACGCUCAGUUCAACACAACCACCAUUGAGACUCUUUCUCUCUCUCUCUCUCUCUCUCUCCUGAAAAUAUGCAUUCUGUGUCAUGGAUGAAUAUGGCAGCAAUUGCUGCUACCUUCCUUCAACUAUGCUUAUUAGUGGUAAUGGCACAGAAUACCUCUUCGGAGGCUGAUAGAAUCAACAAGUUGCCUGGUCAACCAGAUGUUAAUUUUCAGCAGUUCUCUGGAUACAUCACAGUCGAUGAAAGCCAACAGAGAGCUCUUUUCUACUACUUUGUUGAAGCAGAGACAGACCCAGCUUCAAAGCCUCUUGUUCUCUGGUUAAAUGGAGGGCCUGGUUGUUCUUCCGUUGGAGUUGGAGCCUUUUCUGAGCAUGGGCCUUUCAAACCAAGCGGAGACAUUUUGGUCAGAAAUGAUUAUAGCUGGAACAGAGAAGCAAACAUGUUAUACUUAGAGACACCAGCAGGAGUUGGGUUCUCUUAUUCCACUAAUUCCUCCUACUAUUCAAACGUUAAUGAUGAAAUGACUGCCAUGGACAAUCUCAUAUUCCUUCAGCGGUGGUUCAUUAAGUUCCCGCAGUACAGGGAUAGGGAUCUGUUCAUCACAGGUGAAAGCUAUGCAGGUCAUUAUGUUCCACAGCUGGCACUACUCAUGAUUCAGUUCAACGAAAAAGAGAAACUGUUCAAUCUCAAAGGAAUAGCUCUUGGAAAUCCUCUUCUAGAGUUCGCAACUGACUUCAAUGCAAGGGCAGAGUUUAUGUGGUCACAUGGGUUGAUAUCUGAUCCAACAUAUGGAAUCUUCACUUCAUCUUGUAACUAUUCUCAGUACAAGAGUGAAUCCUAUAGAGGUUCUGUUUCUCCUAUCUGUUUGGGAGUGAUCAGCCAGGUUGAAAAAGAAAUUAGUAAAUAUGUUGAUCAAUAUGAUGUAACACUCGAUAUAUGUUUAUCAUCCAUUGUUCAACAGACGAAGUCUCUCACUCGACCACAAAUUGUAGAGAACAUAGAUGUAUGUGUGGGUGAUGAAACAUUUGCCUAUUUAAACCGGGCUGAUGUACAGAAGGCUUUACAUGCCCGUCUUCUGGGUGUCAAGGGUUGGGAAGUUUGCAGUGAAGUCCUUAACUAUGACAUGCUUAACUUGGAGGUGCCUACAAUUCAUGUAGUAGGUUCAGUCAUCAGGUCUGGUGUUAGAGUCUUAGUUUACAGUGGAGAUCAAGAUUCUGUUAUUCCAUUAACUGGGUCACGGAUGCUGGUCCAUAGAUUGGCAAAUGAGUUGGGGUUGAACACAACUAUUGCCUACAGAGUUUGGUUUCAGGAUAAACAGGUAGGGGGAUGGACACAAGUGUACAGUGAUAUCCUCUCCUUUGCUACCAUCAGAGGAGCUUCACAUGAAGCUCCUUUCUCACAGCCAGAGAGGUCACUCCUGUUGUUCAAGGCAUUUCUAGAAGACAAGCCACUACCAGAAGCAUUCUGAUAAUUUGAUUAAACAAGCAUAAGAAGAAAUUGACUGAAUAAAAUAUUUUACCCUAAUUUGAUAAACAGAGCAGAAACCGGUAUUACUUUUGUAUGCUGUGAAAUUCAUCAUCAUGAAACUAAAAACUAGAUGAUAAUAGAAAAUAUUAUACUUGA
Molecule: messenger RNA, 1639 nt
Organism: Nelumbo nucifera (sacred lotus)
Lineage: Eukaryota; Viridiplantae; Streptophyta; Magnoliopsida; Proteales; Nelumbonaceae
Product: serine carboxypeptidase-like 45
Biological process (GO): proteolysis
Cellular component (GO): vacuole
Molecular function (GO): serine-type carboxypeptidase activity
Source: RefSeq, a predicted model, not a curated record